AUGAAGACGUUGAUGCGCCAUGGGCUGGCUGUGUCUUUAGCGCUCACCACCAUGUGCACGAGCUUGUUGCUUAUGUACGGCAGCAUCGGGAGCGGAGGCAGCGGCGGUGGUGGCGGCAAUGACGGUGCCAGCGGCAGAAGGGCCUUGAAAGAGCAAGUCCAGCAGCAAGUGGCGGCGACCAUCCCCCUUCAGAACCCGGAGAACCAGCGGCCCUCGAGUACAGCCUUCCCGCGGCCUUUUCCCGGCCUCGCCGACCGUCUUUUGGAAGGCUACAUCAGCGUCCUGGAUCACAAGCCUUUGAAAAUGCAUUGCACCAGUUGUGCUCUAGUCACAAGCUCUGGACACCUUUUGCGAAGCCAUCAAGGGAAGAAGAUCGAUCAGACGGAGUGUGUAAUACGAAUGAAUGAUGCACCUACACGGGGAUUUGGAAAAGAUGUUGGAAACAAGACAACCUUGCGAGUUAUAGCUCAUUCCAGUAUCCAGAGGAUUUUGCGAAAUCGCAAUGAACUAUUAAAUAUGAGUCACGGAACUGUAUUUAUCUUCUGGGGCCCAAGUAUGUACAUGAGAAGAGAUGGAAAAGGAUUAAUUUAUAAUAAUUUGCAACUGAUGAAUCAAAUACUACCUCAGUUAAAAGUAUAUAUGAUAUCUCGACACAAAAUGCUUCAUUUUGAUGACCUCUUCAAGCAGGAAACUGGGAAAGACAGGAAGAUAUCCAACACUUGGCUAAGCACUGGAUGGUUUACAAUGAGUAUUGCCUUAGAGCUGUGUGACAAAAUAGACGUCUAUGGAAUGGUGCCACCCGAUUUCUGCAGGGAUUCUAAUCAUCCUUCAGUACCUUACCAUUAUUACGAACCAUUGGGACCCGAUGAAUGUACAAUGUACAUUUCACACGAACGGGGAAGGAAGGGAAGUCAUCAUCGCUUUAUCACAGAGAAACGAGUCUUUGAGAAUUGGGCCCGGACUUUCAAUAUUCACUUUUUUCAGCCAGACUGGAAACCAGAAGCACUUCCUGUCAAUCAUGCAAAGAUUAAAGUAGUAUUCUGA
Messenger RNA from Thamnophis elegans (Western terrestrial garter snake), 1044 nucleotides. RefSeq names its product ST6 N-acetylgalactosaminide alpha-2,6-sialyltransferase 5 (gene ST6GALNAC5). Gene Ontology annotation, biological process: ganglioside biosynthetic process; oligosaccharide metabolic process. The record is from RefSeq and is a predicted model, not a curated record. Gene Ontology annotation, molecular function: alpha-N-acetylgalactosaminide alpha-2,6-sialyltransferase activity. NCBI's taxonomy places the organism in Eukaryota, Metazoa, Chordata, Lepidosauria, Squamata, Natricidae. The coding region runs from base 1 to 1044 and encodes 347 amino acids. The transcript has 5 exons.